Molecule: messenger RNA, 399 nt
Organism: Hibiscus syriacus
Lineage: Eukaryota; Viridiplantae; Streptophyta; Magnoliopsida; Malvales; Malvaceae
Exons: 4
Coding region: 31-399 (122 amino acids)
Biological process (GO): interstrand cross-link repair; protein ubiquitination
Cellular component (GO): nucleus
Molecular function (GO): ubiquitin protein ligase activity
Source: RefSeq, a predicted model, not a curated record
AAGUGUCCUCAAUGUAACAGGAAAUGAACAAUGAAGGAUGUACGGAAAUUAUUUGCGUCUAGGAUUGUUGCUAUUGAUGGAGAAUCACAAAAGAGAAUUCAAUCUCUUGAAGCUAAGUGUAUCUCUCUUGAAAAGAAGAAUGCUGUUUUGAUUAAAAACAAAACUGAAUGGCGAAAAAAAGAAGCUGAACGGAAACAGAGAGAAGCCCUGUUGCAACAACAACUUCACCAGUUUAAGGAGAAAACAAACUCUUUGGAACGCUUAUUAGAUGUGCAGAGUAGGACAUCGGGACAUCCACCUUCAAUGGGAGGCUUUCAAGUAACAUCUCUUGGUAAUCCUUUUUCUGUCAUUCUUUUGAGGAAGAGACAUUCUCAUAGGGUUAAUGAUCUUAUCUUCUAA